AUGAAUUCGACAGGUACGCCGCCGUACGACAAUGGGGAUGUCGUAGGCUAUCUCGUGGACGAAGCCACGAUGGCCGACAACUGCAUACAACGCAUCAAAAUGCAGAUACAGCAAUGCACCGAAGAUCCCGAAAAACACUCGCGGUGCUUAGCAAGUCUAUCAGGGUACCAAAAGCUGCAACCGCACGACGCGGAGUUGCCUACCCGACUGGUGCGAGUGAUACGGACAGCAGGCGGGAGUACGGACGCGCGCCUGGAGAUCACGACGCCAGGGCAGCGCGGCUCGUAUGCGACGUUGAGCCAUAGAUGGUCUCAAGAGACGCACCGACAUAGAACCCUUACCUCGAAUCUUGCUGCUGGCGGGGGGGUCAAGAACGGCAUGAGCGGCCUUUCUAGACUAUUCCAAGACGCCAUCCUCAUAUGCGAUAAACUAGAUAUCGAAUAUAUCUGGAUCGACUCUAUCUGCAUCAUCCAAGACGACCUGGAAGGAGACUGGAAGCGGGAGGCGCUCAAGCUGGCCUCGUACUAUCAGAACUCAAUCGUCACCAUCGCCGCCACAUCCUACCACGGGGACCGGGGCUACUUCCAUCCCCGCAGCAUCGGCGCUGUGCCACCCGUCGUCUGUCUGCCCUACUUCGACCGGAGCGGUGUCCCGGACGGUAAGAUCUUCCUGCAGCCGAUGAGCGGCCGCGCACAGGACGCGGAAUACCACCGGCAGGUGACGACCGGGCCACUGCUCUCGAGGGGCUGGGUCUUCCAGGAGUGGAUCCUGAGCCGGAGGGUCCUCUGCUUCACCGAGUCCGGGCCGGUGCUCCACUGCCAGGCCGUCGGACCCACGUUCUCGGACGGCCACAUCGUCGCUGUCCCGGCCGACGUCGUCGCGUCGGAGAAGGCCUCCUCCGACGAUAGGGAGGGGGACCCCUUCCCGACGCGGAUGCUCGCGGCGGUCGACUUCUCCGACCCCAAACAGCUCGCGCUGGCCUGGGAGGAGAUCGUCCGGGGCUACACCGCGACGAACCUGACGAAACCCUCGGACAAGCUCAUCGCACUGGCCGGCAUCGCGAGUGAGUUCGGGGGCGCAUUCGACGCGACGACACGGACGUGUCUGGGACCGCACUCGGGCGCCGCUGCGAACUACGCCUGCGGGCUCUGGCUUUCCGACAUCUGCCGCGGACUUCUCUGGGAACGCGUCCAGCUCAGCGGAACUCCCACCCCGCCUCGCGUCGCCGGCUUCCCGACCUGGAGCUGGGCGUCAACCGCGGGGGCGGUCCACUGGCCCCGUCAGGAGGAUCCCGGCUUCCUGAGACCGACGUUGUACGACGUCCGCAGCCAGAUCCGGACAUUCGACAGGGUCAACGGACGGCUUGAGAGCCUGACCAGGCUGAUCGGGGCCAGGACCGUCGAUGCCUCCGCAGCCUUGGACAGUGGGACCGGGAGGACGGCGGCCGCUCCGCAAGCUAGAGAACAUACCUACCACGACACGUUCGCGUUUCUGGAACUGGAAGGCCUUCUGCAGCCGGUCACGGUGCACGGGUACUUCCCCUCGGACGUGGACGUGAACGUCGUCGGGACGAUCACCAACGUCUGCCCGCGGGACUGCAACCGCGGCUGGAGAACCGUGAGCCUGUGCGCCGCCGCCCCCGACGUUGUCGUCGGCUACGCGGCCGUCGAGCACCCGGACCUGCAGGUGGACGACAACGGGCCCCUAGGGAGCGAUAACCGGGUCGAGGUCUCGGCACUGCUCCUGUCGAGGGUCCGCCGUGUGAAGUACGGGGCUCUGAUUGGCAGCCUGCUGCCUUGGCACGACGUGUACAACGUUCUGUUCGUAAAGAAGGCGAAUGUGGCCGUUGGAGGACUUCGGGUGGAUGGCGGUGGUGGUGGUGAUGUGUAUGAGAGAGUUGGUUCGGGGAAGCUGUUUGGGAAUGACGUCGGGGACGCGUACCGUGCAACAGAGCGGAGGGUGCUGCGGCUUGUCUAA
Molecule: messenger RNA, 1977 nt
Organism: Colletotrichum karsti
Lineage: Eukaryota; Fungi; Ascomycota; Sordariomycetes; Glomerellales; Glomerellaceae
Exons: 1
Coding region: 1-1977 (658 amino acids)
Source: RefSeq, a predicted model, not a curated record